CUUUGCCUGGCGCAGAUCUCGGGAAGCCCUUCGAGGAUUCAAAGGGGACGCCUGUGUCACGGAUCUCAUCAUGGCCAGGAAACGCAAAGGCGACAAGACCAGCGGGGCCCCUCGUCCUACAUCUGAUCCUGACCCUCUAGACCACUUCGACGAUUCUGAGGAUGAAUUCUACGCCGGCAGAGACCAAAUUUUGCUUGCAGAAGAACCUGCAGCGAAGAGACAAAGGUUACUCCAGGAGCAGGAACAUGAUUUGCAACCAAGCGAUGAGGAGGUUUACGAUUCAAGUCAAGGUGCAGGCAGCGAUCAAGAUCUGGCUUUGGAUGACGAAGAGAACGAGGAAGAGGAAGAGCAAGAGGAGAGACUCUGGGGCUCCUCCAAAGCCGACUAUUAUAAUGCUGAUGCCAUCGAAACCGAGAUAGACGCCCUUGAAGAAGAGGCUGAGGCUACUCGACUCCAACAAAAGCAGCUCAAAGGAAUGACAGAUGCUGACUUUGGUUUCGACCAAGCAAAAUGGAUCGACGACAAGGAGCCACCUCAACCCCAGCAAAGGCCGCGUACCGUGGAGAAACUGCCAGAGUUUAAGAUUCCAACCGAUGCCACUCCGGAAGAACAAUCACGUAUUCUGACUACGAGAUACCCAGAGUUCAACCCUCUAACCACCGACUUUCGGGAAUUGCAGCAAAAAUACUCGCAACUAAAAGAAGCAGCGGGACUCAGCCUAGAAUAUUCAAGAGACUAUCAGUCUGAGGCCCCGCCUGUCGCUGUUACACAGUUUCGUGCCCUGUCUGCAUACCUUGCUGCAGUGGUCAUGUACUUAGCCAUUCUUACCUCUUCCAAGUCAAGUGUUGCCUUGCCACCUACAGAGCUGCGAGAUCACCCAGUCAUGAUUGAUUUACUCCGUUGUCGACAGUUAUGGCAAGAUGCAGAGGUGUUGAAGCCAUUGUGGGAGCCUGCCACCUCGGACCUGUCUCCUUUGUUGGCUAGUGGGGAGAGCAAAGCCACCGCAACCCCGCAAGACGCAACAAUCACACGCCAAAAGCAACAGAAGAACGGUAGCAAGAGGCUCAAAGCCACCAAAGUCUUGCCCAGUCCCAGCCCAACCCCACCUCCGAGAGCGUCCGACUCGAUCGUCGUCAAACCCAAAAGAUCUCGGAAAACUAAGCGCAAUGAACUGCAAGACCUUGUCAACACGACAUUGCAGCAUGCCACGACAGAUGGCGACUCUGACUUUGGUGACGAAACUCCACUCACCCGUGAGGAAGCCGAGGAGAAAGCCAAGCGGAAGAGGUCACUUCGGUUUUACACCUCGCAGAUUGCGCAAAAGGCGAACAAAAGAGGUGCAGCAUCCCGACAAGCCGGAGGAGACGAUGAUGUGCCACACAAGGAACGUCUUCGAGACCGGCAAGACCGUUUGUUGCGCGAGGCUGCGGAUCGAGGCCGCGCAAAUCCCCAAGCCAAUGAAGCUCUGGGCCCACAUGAUGAGGAUGACUUUGACGACGAGCACAUGCUCUCCAAUAAUCGAGUCGAUGAUGACGAUGAUGAUUAUUACAAUACGCUAGUGUCGAAUUCCAAGCAGAAGAAGCAAGACAAAGCCGCCCGUGCCGCUGCGUUCACCGAGGCGGCCAAACAAGGCGCCCAAGUCUAUGCGGAAGAACAAAUUGGCGACGACGGCAAGCGCAAAAUCACCUAUGCCAUUGAGAAGAACAAGGGCUUGGCGCCGAAGCGGAAUAAAGAUGUACGAAACCCCCGCGUGAAGAAGCGGAAGAAAUAUGAUGAGAAGAUGAAGAAGUUGAGCAGCAUGCGCCAGGUCUACAAGGGCGGCGAGGGCAAAGGUGGAUACGGCGGCGAAUUGACCGGUAUCAAAACCAACCUCGUCAAGAGCGUAAAGCUAUGAUAAAGCUCUCAGACCACCAUUUAAACUUCUUGUUUCACGCGUUCGUUGAGUGUGCUUAUAUUUCCUCCAAAGUUUUCAUGCCAUGUCUUAUGCCGGCAAAUGGGCCAUCUUCAGUUCCUUCUCCGCAUCCCUUGUCUACAGCAACAAGAGACACAGGCGACCUUGGGGCGAGACAGUCCUCGAAAAACACAAGCCGAAAGUAGUACCAACGCAUGUUCUUUCCUGAAGGAAGCACAUGGCUCUCUCGAACACGAUUCCUCAUACUGAAUCUUGUUUGCGGACGAAUCCUGCAUCUUCAGAUCACGUUAUCGUCGUGACCGUUACCAUUAGGUCCGCCCGAAUCCAUUGAUCUAUCGACGAAUGAAAUCGGCAGACUUGCAAGGCGAAACAUGAAUCUGCCAGUACUUCCUCAAGUACCCUGGCAACUGGUGACCGGGUCUGGGGACAUCAUAAUCUGGAUGUGUGAUGCAUUCGGCCAGCAACCCAGUCUUUUGGCCACUCUGCUGAUAGAACAGAAAGCUUC
Messenger RNA from Exophiala mesophila, 2417 nucleotides. RefSeq lists its product as uncharacterized. Gene Ontology annotation, cellular component: nucleolus; small-subunit processome. The coding region runs from base 71 to 1894 and encodes 607 amino acids. Lineage: Eukaryota; Fungi; Ascomycota; Eurotiomycetes; Chaetothyriales; Herpotrichiellaceae. Gene Ontology annotation, biological process: maturation of SSU-rRNA from tricistronic rRNA transcript (SSU-rRNA, 5.8S rRNA, LSU-rRNA). The transcript has a single exon. The record is from RefSeq and is a predicted model, not a curated record.